This is a messenger RNA of Prorocentrum cordatum, 6451 nucleotides long. NCBI's taxonomy places the organism in Eukaryota, Dinophyceae, Prorocentrales, Prorocentraceae. The record is from the annotation of a GenBank genome assembly.
GUGGAGCCCGCAGGGCGGCGCGAGCAAGACCACCAAGGAUCCGACAGAUGCGCAUGGCAAGAGCAGCCCUGGUGCGAGGGGCAGACGGGAGCGCCACGUCCGCCGAACGGGGCGGCGCGAGCACAACGGCUCCGCUUCCUUGCACCAGCUGACCUCGGACGUGUGCGAGAGGAUCCGGGAGUGCGCCCUGACUGCUGCAGACGAGGCGCGGAUCGACAACUGCGUCGACCAGCUGCGUGCGGCCGCCAGGGCGCUCGGCGAGGAUUGGGUUGUGAAGCUCUUCGGGAGCGUGGCGAAUGGCUUUUGCACUCGUGCUUCGGACAUCGACGCCGCGUUCGCCCAGGAGGAGGUGGCUGGCGAACCGCCACCAGAGCCGCUCCAGGCGGCAAGUAUUAUGAAGGACAGGUUGAUCCCGAUCCUCAGGGAACAGCCACAGUUUGAAAUCGUCGAGGAGAUCCUCGGCGCCAAGGUGCCCAUCCUGAAGCUUCGCUUCGAUGGCGUACUGGACGUCGACCUCUCCUGCAAUAACCAGUUGCCCUUCCAGAACACGCAGCUCUUGAAGGCCUACUCGAGCCUCGACUCCAACGUCCGCGACCUCGGGAUCGCGGUCAAGCUGUGGGCGAAGGCCGCAGCUGUUCGAGGUCGUUCAGCCAUGUCCGCAUAUUGCAUAUUAUCAUCGUUUUGCUUGCUGGCGCUUGCGCCGCUCAUCGUGUUCUUCUCGAUGGCAGACGAACCAUUCAAAGAUGCGUUGCAGAAGUUUGGAGCCGCGGCGUGGAACAGUAAAAUGGAAAUGAUGCUUAGCGCCUCCACCAAGGACGCUACGCUCAAGUCGGAGGCCGAUGCUCUCGUCGACUCAUUGUUGACUAACGAUCUGGCGUACACAGAGUGGCUCACGGCAGAAAAAGCGCGCCCUCACGUGAACAAUCGUUUCGAUUCUAUCAUUCACCCGCCUCACGCCCAUUGGGUUGGAAGAAACAUCGCAGUUGACGGGUGGAGUUGGCGCGAAGUGCAAGGCAAGGCUCGUGCCAUCGAGCGCCCCCCUGGCGCGGCAGCAAAGCAAGAUUUGGACAAGGUGCAGGCAACCAUCUCAAGUUGUGGCGGUACGCUUGGAGAUAUCAAGCCGCAUGGCAUCAGGGCAUUUACAGUAAGUUGUUCCCACGCGAUGGCGUGGAUCUGGGCCGUGGAAAGCGGCGCGAGCCCGACGGCCGAUUCGGUGGAAUACGCAAUCAACGGAAAGCUUAGCAAGGACAGGUUGUGCGAGCUGUCGCCAUCGAUGUCCCAGCCGUUUGAGAAAGGGCUGCCCUUUGUCAUAGUGGGGCACGAAGUAGCUAGUGCGUGCCCGAUGAUCGCCGCCUUCCUUCAGGAAGCGGGCAACGUCGGCAACCGGAUCAGGAAAGACCCAUCUAUCAUGCAAGUUCUCUUCCAACUGCAUGCCAGGGCCGUGACGAACACCAAAUUGCAGGGCAAGCCGAACUGGGACGGUAUAGCCAAACAAAUGGAUAGUUUUCGGCCCGAUCUGGCAGGGCAAAUGUCAAAUCUUUGUAAGUUUGUGGAGAACUGGGCGGGCGGGGCCGACCCUAUCCAUCUUAAAGAUUUGGACACGUUCGGGAAACAGCUCAAAUUCCAGCGCGAUCUGUCGCCAGCCACACUUGUUUUGUUCAAGGAUCUACCAUUUGCCAAGAUGCCAAGUUGGAUAUUCAUGUGUCUUAAAGCGUGCCAGUCGGCGCCCGAAAACUUUGUAGUCAAAGGCGAAUGCAAACUAUUCAACAGCGUGGACACGCAGGCAAUGACUGGCAACCUUAUGCCGCCUAUAACAGAAGCAGUCGCCAGAUACACCAAAGGCCGAGAUUGGCUGGCCAGCCUUGGCGUCGACGAGGGGGCAAUCGUGAAGCAUUCAGGCGAGUUCGCAGUGAAGCUGGUCAUGCACGUGUGCAGCAAGAGGUCAAAGAGUCGGAAACAGUUCAAGUCAAUCGAUGAGAUAUGCGAUGAUUUCGUUCGAUGCGUGGCCGACGUGGUGAAGGAUCCCAAAGUAAAGGCGCCGUGGCAGAGCGAAUCCAGUGACAGUGGCAAGUCUGGCGCAGCAUUCCGUGAGUUUUCAGGAAAUGCCUUCGACCCGUCUUCGUUGGCAGCUAUGGGGUUCGUUCCGAAGGUGCACGUGACGACCAGCAGCCGCAAAGGCGAGACAUACAAGUUGGACUCCGUGGGCGCGGAGUGCGUUCUGGUUCUCGUGAACGACAGCGGCAGGAUCCCCGUGAAGCUAAAGGUGUCAGCCGCCGAUUUGGCCGACAGCUGGUCCAUCAUGCAACCUGAGCAUAAGGUGGUCGUUCAAACAAAGGAUCUUCAGUCGCCGCAUGACCACUCAGACAGCUCGGCGGAAUGCACAAAGGCUGUUGCGAGGCUGGCGCUUGAGAAGGCGUUCAUCGAGCACCAGUCGGUAGCAUACAAUGGCGGUGGAGAUACAGGUUUCGAGGUGCAGUUGAAACCGCAGAGGUCCGUGUUCACCAAGUCCGCCUAUGCGAAAGGUAAGCUCGUGCUGGCCCCUUUCUCGACUUCGGUUUCGGCCCUCUCUAAGGACGGCCCAAAUGGCUCCGUCUGCCUAGGCUGCCCUAGGGAUGCGUCUGGCAAGGUUCAGGCGUUUGUUUCUCAGCGCUGCGACUACGCGCACGGGGAGACCGUAUCGGGCUGCCACUCCAAGGAGGUGGUGCCGUUCGUGGCGCCGUUCUGGUGCGUGAAGCCCGAGGGGGACAGUGCCUCCGCCAACAUGCAGGUCAGCCACAUCCGCAUCCUAGUCGGGGCUGGGAGCAGCCUUUCCGACGGCGGAGACGCCUUCGUGGACGUCCCAGUGCUCACGAACAAGUCCAGCUUGAAGGCUGGCGAUGAGUUGAGGGUGUUUGACCAAGAUCGGGCAGCCUUGAGCAAGGCCAAAACCAAGAAGAGGGGCGUCGACGCCUCUGGGGGCACGGGCGACCCAUCGUUCAAGCGUUUUGUGGGCAAUGAGUUGGCCAUGGUGGACGCUGUGGUUACUCUUAGAAACGAUGCAUUCGAUACUGCAGUCAAUGAGAAGGCGGUCGGGAGUGAUCCCUUGGGGGAUGCAGAUGCGCCUGGCGACCCCCAUGGCCAGAAGCGCAAGCGCAAGGAGAUGGCAGACGAUGUUCCAGCAACGUUCGACGUGGUGGUCAAGACAGCCGAAGGCAACGAGUCCAUAGUCAAAGUCCUGUCUGAUUGGAACCCCCAGAGCUCUCCAUGGAUCGAGCUGUCGACCACCAACUUGAACUUGCUGCUGGUGAAGCCCCACCCUUCCCUCGUUGAGUUCGUGCCGACGAUCGAUGACAAGACUGUGAAGUGGUGGGCGUCUCGCCAUUGCGUGUACUGCAGGUACUUCGACGCCGCGAAGCAGAAGACAAGGUUCCACUCCUUGCCCGUCCCCCGCAGCAAUGACCCCGACUUCGUGCAGCUCAAGGCUAACGAGGCGACGGCCGCUCUCGCGCAGUUCUGCAAGGACGCCAGCGAGAAGGAGCCAGAGCCGCCAUCGGCAGGUGUCGGUUCGCCCGCAGGCGGCGCGCCCAGCGGGGCCGACCGCGUCCCGAUGGAGCGUGGCACAGCCUCCUCGCCCUCGAGCGGGGGCGCUGGCGAUGGCGCCGCGCGCUCGAUGCUCGCGCUGAUGGUCAUGGCGGACAUCCUUGCUGCCACGCCGAAGCGAACCUGGGGAUGGGGGGUGCGGCGUGCGCAGAGUUCCUCUGGCGAGGUUCGCAUCCGCCGAUGGGCGAGGCGGCCUGCCGAGACGGCCGCCCCGCCCGCCGAGCCCGCUGCGGCGGCCGCCCAGCCCGACACGCCCAAGCCGAGGCUUCAGCCAACGGCGAAGAAGAUGCCCAAGCUGCCGAAACCCCCUGGCACCGACGCCGCCACUACCGACGCCGACUUCGAGUGGAAGCGCGCCCAGACGGCACGGGCUUUCAUGGGCCGCAUCUGGGACGACCAGGAGAAGGACACGGGCGGCCACUACCAGGAGCAGCCACAGGACCAGGAGCAGGACACGAGCGGCCACGGCAAGGAGCAGGACACGAUCGGCCACGACCAGGAGCAGGACGAGCGAGGCGGCCACGACCAGGAGCAGGACACAGCGCAGCAGCAGGACGACGGCCGCGGCGCGCUGGAGCAGCACUCGUGCAAGUACACGGAUGAGGACUGGUGGUGGCGCUGGGGCGACACCGCGCAGGGCGACGGGUGGGGCGGCCGCGCGCGUGACGCGCGGGGCGGCUCCAUGGAUGGCUACUGGCGGCUCCAGGACAACAAGUGGGUCUUCUACGACUCGCAGGGCGAGUGGAGCUACCAGCAGGACGAGUGGGCCUACCCGCAAGGCGAGUGGGGCUACCCGCAGGACGGCUACCCGCAGGGCGGCUACCCGCAGGACAUGACGGGCUACGCAGAUGCCCAGGGCGACGACCCGCAGGAUGACGAGUGGGGCUACCCGCAGGACAGCGCAGGCGGCAACCAGCAGGGCGAUGGAGGCGGCUACAACGAUGGCGAGGGGUGGGCCAAGCAGCACGGCCAUCGCGCGACGGGUGCUGCGAGCAGCUCGAGCACCACUGCGGUCACCGUCAAUGGCAAGUACAGGGUGGCAUCGAUGGCGGCCGCUGUUCCCCAUGCGCAGCAAGUGGUUGAAGGGCUCGUUACGCAGCUGAACCAGCGCUCGGAGAUCGUUACGUUGCAGCGCUCCGUUGGCCUCGACGUGUCCGACUCUCAGGCCAGCGCCUUCGUAGCCCACCUCAGCCAGAUGUCCGUGAGCUUGGAUGGUGCCGCCCGCCUGACGCGCCAGGCUAAGCUGGGGCCCUGGUCCAGCAGCCAGAUGGCAAACAUCGCGGCCGCGGUCAACGCCGCCGCAGAACGCACCGACCCUUCGGGUGGCACGCGGCCGCCGCAGACAUGCGACUCCUUGGAGAAGUAUUUCACGCAGCAGCUUCACGAUUACUUCAAGAGUGAUGUCAUCGAUGUUGAUAUUGCUACCCGCAUGGUGGCCGUGCAGCUGUACAAACUGGGGCUGGUCUGCCCUCCGAACCAGGUGCUGAAGCGCGCGACGAGCAUCACCCAGUUGGCUGGGCUCAAGGUGACGACCAUGGGCGCGGGCAGCCAGUCGAACACCGGAAAGAAUAUCAGGAGCUACGUCAAGAGCUUGGACAAGGAUAAGAAGUUCCCGCUGGCACACAUCCUCGUGUAUCCAGCUGACCCGUCGGCGUUGCCCGCUGCCCACCUGCAGCAUGCUUACGGUGACAGUCAGCCCGUGCCGUUCGUGAUUGAGGGCCUGCCUUGCGCGACGGCGUCCUGCGCCUACCGCGAGUCCAAGAAAGGUGUGAAGGAGCAGGGCAGCGCAGUUGUCCCCUACGGCACUUCCACGGAGCAGAUGAUGGCAACGGCGGUGACUUCGGCGAUUGCCCCCCUCGCGCAGGUCAUGCAGCAGGCGAUGGGGACCAUCCCUGGGUUGCAGAUCUUCGGGGUCCCGAAGAAUGGUGCAGCGUCGCGCGCCCCAGGUGGACUGGCCGCGGCGGCGGCCGACCCGCUGGCUGCGCUGGCGCCUCGGGCGGGGACGGCGUCUUCGCUUUCGCCGUCUGCGCCGACGCCUUCGUCUGUGCACCCUUCCAUGCUGGGAGACUCCCCGCCCAUCGCCGCCGUCGCUCGGGAGUGCGACCCAGUUGAGGACCUGGAGCAGGCCGUCAGAGAUGCAGCCGAGACGGCCAAGCUGCGCAAGCGCAGGGCCACGGCUGAGGCAGCGGCCGACGGUGCGCCGAAAGCAACGGCAAAAGCAAAGGCCAAGGGCAAGGGGGGGCUCAAAUCCAAGGUCACGAAGAAGGAGGGCAAGGCUAGAGUCGCCGACGUUCUCGCUGCCGCGGCUACGGCUCGCACAGGCGGCAAGGCCGCUGGCGCCGCCGCGCAGACUGGCGCCGCCAGGAAGAGGCCAGCUGCGGCCGUCGUCAAGCUCUGCGCCUCCGACUUCCGCUCCGAGGCCACGUGCAAGGCCACCUACCACAAGGGGAAGAACGACUGGACUUCGAGGGCGUACGGAAUCGCCAAGAGGCGGUGCUUGUCGAGUGGCAUGGGCGAGGACGAGGCGAAGGACGUCGCGAAGGAGGUCUACCACGUGGCGCUGAAGUCGUACGAGCGUGGCCGCGGCACACGCCAUCGGAACUCCGAAGCGCUGGUCCUCAGUCGGGAGAAGCGCCCGAUGCUGAGCCCGCCGAUGUCCAUGACGGCGGAGACCACAGAGACUCGGAAGCGGGCGCUCGAGCACGAGUGGCCGUCGCUCGACGACGCCAGCAUGCCAAAGGAGGUCAGGGAGCAGUUUCUCAGGAUGCAGGCCGAGGACAUCCCGACAAACCCUGCCUUUCAGGGCGCCCGUGCAGCGAGGCCUACAUUCAAGGUUCGGUACAUUAUCACCGACGGCUACGACAGCGAUUAG